AGGAAUCAGAGUUUGAAUAGAGUGAAUGGAGGAGUGGGGUUUGCCAUCGUCGUUGUGUGAGGUGAAGAAAGACUGUCGGGAGCGAUAUCUCGGGAGGAGGUCGUGAGAGGCUGACGGAGUAAGCCGUCCCGCCCGCCAUGUCGUUGCACGGGAAGCGCAAGGAGAUCUACAAGUACGAGGCGCCAUGGACCGUCUACGCCAUGAACUGGAGUGUCAGGCCCGACAAGCGUUUUCGGCUUGCCCUGGGCAGCUUCGUAGAAGAGUACAAUAAUAAGGUUCAGCUUGUUGGGUUGGAUGAAGAAAGCUCUGAAUUCAUUUGCAGAAAUACUUUUGAUCACCCCUAUCCCACCACCAAGCUUAUGUGGAUCCCAGACACCAAAGGGGUUUAUCCAGACCUUUUGGCAACCAGUGGUGACUACCUGCGUGUGUGGAGAGUGGGUGAAACAGAGACCAGGCUAGAAUGUCUGCUGAACAACAAUAAGAAUUCUGAUUUUUGUGCUCCACUGACCUCCUUUGAUUGGAAUGAAGUGGAUCCUUAUCUAUUAGGUACUUCUAGCAUUGACACAACUUGUACUAUCUGGGGUUUGGAAACUGGCCAGGUCUUGGGAAGAGUGAAUUUAGUGUCUGGCCACGUCAAGACUCAGUUGAUUGCCCAUGACAAAGAGGUAUAUGAUAUUGCAUUCAGCCGUGCAGGAGGUGGGAGAGACAUGUUUGCUUCUGUUGGUGCUGAUGGCUCAGUGAGGAUGUUUGACUUAAGACACUUGGAGCACAGCACUAUUAUCUAUGAGGAUCCUCAGCACCAUCCUUUGCUCCGCCUUUGCUGGAAUAAACAGGAUCCUAAUUACCUUGCAACAAUGGCAAUGGAUGGUAUGGAGGUGGUGAUUCUAGAUGUCAGAGUUCCUUGUACACCAGUUGCCAGGCUGAAUAAUCACCGAGCGUGUGUGAAUGGUAUUGCUUGGGCACCACAUUCUUCUUGCCAUAUCUGCACAGCAGCGGAUGACCAUCAAGCUCUCAUUUGGGAUAUCCAGCAAAUGCCUCGUGCCAUUGAGGACCCAAUCUUGGCUUACACAGCAGAAGGAGAAAUUAACAAUGUACAGUGGGCAUCAACUCAGCCGGACUGGAUAGCUAUCUGUUACAACAACUGUCUGGAAAUCCUGAGAGUGUAAAAAUAACUAGGUUAUGGGAAAUAAUGAAGCAGGAUGGUAGUCUUUCAGUCUUCUAAAGUUAAGAACAAAGCUGCAUUGAAACAGUGUCACUAGCUCUUAAUAUCUUCUUCUAGGAAGACUUGCAACUGGAGUUAAUGAGUAUAUAUGAUGAACUUCUACCCAUGUUUUCUCUCUCCUCCCCUCCCCACUCCAUGCCAAUGACUUAAAAAUGCAGGGAUAUCCUUAGUGUUUCAGAUCUUCUCAGAUUUUAUUAACAUGUUCAAUUAAAGUUAUGUAUAUAUUAUGGCCAUCUGUGUUGAGCAUUUUUAUUACAAUGGCACUGACUACCAAUUAACACUCUACCUGAAAUAAUUUGUUAUAGAUGCCUAAAAGCUAUUCAAAGUUAUAGAGCUAUAAAACUAACUUCUAUUAAAUAUUUUAUUCUUUUCCUCUCUCUCCCUGCUCCCAGGCAAUUUGUUUGAUACCAGUUAUGAGUUUGUAAGGGCUUUCUGUGAAACUAAGUUCUGUUGUUGUUUAAAUUGUUCUUUGCCUAUAAGCAAGGACUUGUCCUUUGCAGGAGCUGUUGGAGAAUAUAUUUUGCUCUUGCAAAAGUAUCUUGAAUUGAAGCUUUAAUUUGGAAUGGUACAUUAGAUAAUCAUCUACAUGUUGCUGUCCCUUCUCUACAACUAAAGAGUCUUCAGAAGUAAUAGCAGUGUAUAAAACUGGGUAUUUGGGUACAUACCUAGUAUCUGAUAACAAAAGUACAUCUAGUUUUAAAUUGUGUCGGUGUGUUGCCCUCCCUCACAACAUUACAUUUUUUACUAAAAUGUAGGAAACACUUCAACUGGUGGUUUUUACUGUUCUAAUAGACAAACAUUUUCCUGACAAGUUUUGCUUUAAACUUUCAAUAGCAGUUUUUAUAUCAUUUAUCUCAGCAGUGAUACAAUUAUGCAAAAAAAAAAAAAACCAAACAAAAAACUUUCCUUAAGGCAGCAUAGGAUAUACACAUAGUAUAAAUGCUGAGAAUUAAAUUUGUUGUCAAUAUAUGGGAUGGUACUUUUUCUGAAAACAUGAACAUGAUCAGAUACAUGCAAUUUACAGUACUUCAAAAUGUGCAAGCAUCUCUACUAUAGGUAUAUUAAUAUGCUGCCUCUCAUUCCCAUAUCAAGCUACUUCAAUAGUGUCACCUGUAUGUGUAUUAUAGUUCUUCUCCGAUAUAUUAAAAUGAGUGUAUUUGUGAUUGAUUCCUCCUCCAGAAGAAUGGCUUAUUUAGAUUUCAGAGAAGAGUCCAUAGUUUCCUAUCAGAAAGCACUUUUCCACAAUAACUUGAGGGAGGUGUGAUCAGCAGAGCUUUUCAGAUGUAACCACCAGUCAUGUAUAUAGUGAGAUCAACUGUGGCAAGCCUAUUGAUUAUUUGUCUCAUAGUAUGUGAGUAUAGUACAGUUGAAGGAAAAUAUAAUUGAUAUAUACAUACCUGUACUGGUCUAAGACACACAGACCAUGGGCAUAAGAUGUAUCUAGUAAAGGAGCCAAAACAUGCAGAUCUAACAUGCAAACAGUGUUGGAUUGUCAAGUGAUGAAUAUGGAUUUGUGGUAUCUGUUUCAAAAGGAACAAUGUUCUUAGUGUACAGGAUAUUAAUAAUAUGGGCUUUUUUUUACUAACCAAUUCUGAACUGUAAGAUGUUAUCUUAUGUUGUGUACUCCCAGUGUGAUGAUUUCUUAAAGGUGUGAAAUUUGUAGCAUGACUGUAUAAAGUUCCAAACUCCUUGUUCUUUCAAUAAGCAAUAGCACUGAUUUAUGUUCCUUUCCCCCUACUCCCAAGUGUUGCAUAUAUUUUCUAAGCCAAUAUCGUUGGGCAAAGUUGUUAUUAAUCUUAUCUUUAUGUGGCAGACAAUGGUUAACAUUGCAAUAUUUUGAUUUUUAUGGAAAAAUAUUUGAAAUGGACUUUAUCUUGAUUUGGGACACCCAAUUUCUGAAUUGUAUUGACAUGUAAAAAUUUUAAACAGUUUUUUAAAGGGUUUGAAGUAGAAUGCUGGAAUUUUUAAAUUGUUAAUCUUGCUUCCUCUGCAUAUUUUGGUUUGUUCCAUUCCUACUUCCUUGUGUGAAUUCUGCCUUUCUUACGUUUUAAUAAAAUGGAACAUUUCUAAAUUA
This is a messenger RNA of Candoia aspera, 3296 nucleotides long. It is a transcript of the gene DCAF7, whose product is annotated as DDB1 and CUL4 associated factor 7. The transcript has 7 exons. The coding region runs from base 138 to 1166 and encodes 342 amino acids. Gene Ontology annotation, cellular component: nucleus. The record is from RefSeq and is a predicted model, not a curated record. Lineage: Eukaryota; Metazoa; Chordata; Lepidosauria; Squamata; Candoiidae. Gene Ontology annotation, molecular function: protein binding.